AUGCACCGCGGGCCGCCCCGCGCCGCGCUCCGCCUGUGGCUGGGCUGCGUCUGCCUCGCGCUGGUGCAGGCGGACAGCCCCUCGGCCCCAGUGAACGUCACUGUCAGGCACCUCAAGGCCAACUCUGCGGUGGUAAGCUGGGACGUCUUGGAGGACGAGGUUGUCAUCGGAUUUGCCAUCUCUCAGCAGAAGAAGGACGUGCGGAUGCUGCGCUUCAUCCAGGAGGUGAACACCACCACCCGCUCGUGCGCGCUCUGGGACCUGGAGGAGGACACGGAGUACAUUGUGCACGUGCAGGCCAUAUCCAUCCAGGGUCAGAGUCCGGCCAGUGAGCCCGUGCUCUUCAAGACACCACGCGAGGCUGAGAAGAUGGCCUCGAAGAACAAAGAUGAGGUGACCAUGAAGGAGAUGGGGAGGAACCAACAGCUGCGGACGGGCGAGGUGCUGAUCAUCGUCGUGGUCCUGUUCAUGUGGGCUGGCGUCAUCGCCCUCUUCUGCCGCCAGUAUGACAUCAUCAAGGACAACGAACCUAACAACAACAAGGAAAAAACCAAAAGUGCAUCAGAAACCAGCACACCAGAGCACCAAGGCGGGGGGCUUCUCCGUAGCAAGUUUCCAAACAAGCCCUCGGUGAACAUCAUCGAAGCGUGACUGCCUAUCUGCAGGAAGAAGGAUUUUAUUUUUCUUCUCUGCCAGUCCCCGGGUCCAUGGGCUCAGGGAGAGAGGGGGCUGCCGAGGUCGGAGAGGGGGAGGCCCCGCUAGCUGCACAGUCUCCCUCUGCAUUCCCAUCCUGGUCUGGUGACGAAGGCUAAACUACAAACCCCAAUUCUGCAAAAAAUAAAACAAGCCACCAAACUAAAAGGCCUGGCCCCAUUCUGGAAAAGGCAAAGCUGCAUGAGACACAGCCUUCUUUCUGCCUCCUCGCCUCUCCUGGACUGGCCUCCUCUCUGAGAAAAUGCACAAAGCUCCUGGGAGCUGACACGCACCUGGACUGACAGAAGCUGUGUCUUUCAGGGAAGCUGUGGGGCUGCCUGCUGGGCAGAGUCCUGGCUGCCAUCAAGCCUUCGCUGGAUCCAGCCAUCAACGACUUGUUUGUGGUGUGAUGCACAACUGAUGUUUUCUGUUCUGUCUCUUUUGGAAAACACAAUCGAAGGGCUUCACUCCAGAGGGCAGAGGGAUUCCCUGACUGGUGGCCUGUAUCCUGUACCUUCUUUGACCCUUGUUUUUGACUGUAAGGUCAUCAGUCUGGGGUCUGAAGAAGACAGAAUGGGAAAGAGACCUUUGAAGGUAUGGGCUCCAUUUUUUUAGAAAAAAAAAAAUAUCUCUUGGAGUUGCAACAGUGUUGGCUUGCACAAGUGAAAAGAUAAGUCCACAUGAGAUACCCUGAGGGCUGCUCAUCACUCCCUCUGGGUUGGACUCUGCUGGAAGGCAGGCCCAAGCCAUUCACCAUGGACAGUCAGCAGUCCUGGCCUCUGGGGUCUCCAUAUCUUGCCAUCUCAUCCAGGGUUCUGCGAAAGCUCCCCAGGGUCCUCAUGUCCUUCCCUAGAGCCUGAGUGGUGUGAGGUGACGGGUCCCUCCCUCCACUGCCUCUUUCUGGUUUAAAACAUAAAUGGUGCUUGCUAAGGGAGGGCAGAGCCUUCCCUGGGACUGACAAGUUUCGGCUGCAGAGUGUCUGCGUGGGAAGAGACGGACCUCUGCGUCUUCCGGCUGUGACUGAGGACGAGUGCGUGGGAGACCGCGCCUGGCACAAGCCUGGCACUCCAUGGGCGCCCAGUGCAUACCUGUUGAACUGAAUGAUAAGAGCAAUGGCCCCCAAGCCAGAGAGCUGAAAGCCAUUACCCAGUGACCGCCCCUUCCUUCCGGUCUACAAGAGCUCUGGUGGCUGGGGCAGCCGCCACUCUGCUUUGCCCAAGUGUGGAGCACGGAGGGAGGAGACACAGGGUAAAACGCAGAUGUCGGCAACACUAAGGGCUUCCUCAUGGGAGGGCAUGAGGCUCCACUCAUUGUCUUGUGACUUCCAUCCCUGCUGAAUGGGGCUGCAAGGCCAAGGCUCCUUAGGGCAGAGGUCCUUACCUCUGAUCCAGUUAGAGCAAUAACCACUUUUUAAAUGUAAAAUAAAAAGACAAAUGAAAAGGCA
Molecule: messenger RNA, 2137 nt
Organism: Dama dama (fallow deer)
Lineage: Eukaryota; Metazoa; Chordata; Mammalia; Artiodactyla; Cervidae
Gene: FNDC5
Product: fibronectin type III domain containing 5
Exons: 6
Coding region: 1-651 (216 amino acids)
Biological process (GO): positive regulation of brown fat cell differentiation
Molecular function (GO): protein binding
Source: RefSeq, a predicted model, not a curated record